CAUGCACACGUUUCAAAUUUUGCACGAUAUGCGUGCACGGCGCUUUUGUACAGGAAGAAUCGCGUCGAUUGCCAAAAAUUGCUGCGGACAAACGGUGAUUUUUAAGUUUUACGUCAUUAAAGACAUCACUUACCAGAUCGUGAAUAUCCAUUGAUCAAUACAAUAGCAGGUUUUGUGUCAACUGUGACGGAUUUCAAUGUUUAUCUGGUCGUUAUUUACCAACAAGUGUGAGCAACGGCGGAGGAUCAGUUGACCGGCACUUGGCUGAUUCGUCUACCGUCCGUACGAGCGUAUCGUCGGCCGGCGAGGGCAGCAGCGUCUGGUCAAAGGUUUCGUCGUCUCGUUGGGUUCAAACAGUCGAUGUUAUAAGUUUACAAUGGCAACUGCGGCUGAGGCGAGUGGUGUAGAGCCCGGCGGUUCACAAGAUGAUAGUCAACAGGGAAUUAAAGAAUACAAACUUGAGAAGGACUCAGAGUUGAGGUUUGAAGUGGAAACAGAUGAAAUAGUAGAACUCAGGUUAAAAGAAGGCCUAGCGGAGGUUUUUGGAACAGAACUGCUGAAGAGUCGCGUCUACAAGUUCACCUCCUUAGCCAAAGUUGCAGUCUACACAUGGCAUGGGUGCUCCUUAAAUCUGAAGGGCAAAACGGAAGUAGCCUACAUCUCCCGAGACACACCCAUGACAGUCUAUCUCAACACCCAUGCAGCCUUGGAACAGAUGAGGCAACAGGCUGAGCAGGAGGGCACUAGAGGGCCAAGAGUGAUGGUCAUUGGUCCUACUGAUGUUGGUAAAAGCACAGUGUGUCGUCUUCUGCUCAACUAUGCUGUCCGUGUUGGAAGGAGACCAACCUUUGUUGACAUUGAUGUUGGCCAGGGUGUUAUCUCUGUUCCUGGAACUAUUGGUGCCUUACUGAUCGAGCGGCCAGCGGAUAUAGAAGAAGGAUUCUCAUUGGCUGGUCCUCUUGUGUAUCAUUUUGGAGCGACGACGCCAGGAGCCAAUCUGAAGCUGUAUACCUUACUGGUGUCCAGUAUGGCAGAAGUCUUCAACAAACGCUGCAUGACCAAUCAGAGAGCCAGCGUGAGUGGCUGUGUUAUCAACACCUGUGGCUGGAUUAAAGGAGACGGCUACAAGUGUAUCACGCACGCAGCAAAAGCAUUUGAAGUUGAUGUUAUUGUCGUCUUGGAUCAGGAAAGACUGUACAAUGAGUUAGUUCGUGACAUGCCUUCGUUUGUCAAAGUUGUGCUUCAACAAAAAUCAGGCGGGGUUGUUGAAAGGACAAGAGCCUUCCGUUCCACAGCUCGUGACAGCAGGAUAAGGGAAUACUUCUACGGCUUUGAAAACUGCUUCUACCCACACUCCUUUGAAGUCAGAUUCAGCGAUGUCGAGAUAUUCAAAAUUGGGGCUCCUGCAGUUCCAAAUUCCUGCCUACCCCUCGGAAUGACUCCAGAAGACAACCAAACUAAGCUGGUGGCAGUACAACCAAGUAAUGAGCUGUCUCAUCACCUCCUCAGUGUGAGUCUGGCCAAAUCCAAAGAAGAUGACCUCCUGAAGACAAAUGUUGCCGGCUUCGUUUGUGUCACUCACGUAGACAUGGACCGUCGUGUCUUCACGGUACUCUCCCCAGCCCCUAGGCCGCUCCCCCGACGUUACCUGCUGCUCAGCGAAGUCCAGUUCAUGGACCUCCAUCAGUGAAACAUCUUCUCCGUGGAUAUCCUGCAAUGUCGACCACUUAGCAUGACUCUCUACCAGUGUCGGAGCUUUACUUCGGUCAGACAUUUAGGCUUCAGUCUGUGGCUUCAGGAUAAGGCUUCAGGCUGUGGCUUUAGACUGUGGUUUCAUGUUUUCCAUGGAAAUCAGUGUCUCAAGACAUGAAAUAAUUUUGAUAUGAAGCCAAAGAACGGAACCUUUUUUCAUUUGGUUCUGGUGGUAAAGGCUUCCGUGUGGUUCUGGAGCUCUAGACUAGGCCAGAGCAAGAAAAGAAGAUGAAGAGUUCUGUUGACUUUGUUUCCUCUAAUUUUGACAGGUUUGGAAUUCAGAAUGUGGUACUUCAGUCGAAAGUCAGUGGUACUUCAGUCGAAACCACACUGGGAGUUAUGCCAACUUAUGUCAUUGUUUGUAAAUAGAUGAGGGGGACAUGCCAACUCAGCUAGGUGUGGGAUUUCUUUUGUUUUUAUGGGGAGGGGGCAUUGACAGCUUCUGUAAAUGUAGAAAGCAGGAUAAGGACACCAGCAGAAAUGCCCUUUGCAUUGACAACUGUUAUUAAAAAGGCCACGGAAGUACACCCACGGAAGUACACUCUUGAAGGAGCGAGGCUAUGUUCCUUUUAACCAGUUCGCAUCGGAUGACAUGUAUACACGCAAAGGUUUUGCGGUAUUCAGAACGGCAAACACGCAAUGAGCGAGGCUUGAAAAUAUCUGUCAGCUACCCUCAGAAAACGACCGAGGCCAGAAAUAUGAUUGUGCUGCCCGAGGGUGAUGGCUUCAACCUGCCUGGCAUUGAGUCGAGUGGAAAAUAAUCUUGUGCCUCGGUCUGGUCAUAUCAAAAUAAUCCUGGCGUGAACUGGUUAAAAAUAUGCUUCCAUCAUAAAAUAUUUUUAUAAAAAUACUCAAGGGUCACAAGGCGAAAAUUAGGGGGAAGGAUGACGUGCACUUUGCUGCCUUGUUAUAUUCUCAGGCCUGAUAAGUCAGACAGUACUCAUUUUCCUACUAUUUACUCUUUGAAAGUCUUCAGAUGUGUAAAAUCGGCAGCCACCCACAAGGCAAGAGCAUAACUUUCUGAACUUAAUUUUCUUUU
Messenger RNA from Patiria miniata (bat star), 2791 nucleotides. RefSeq names its product polyribonucleotide 5'-hydroxyl-kinase Clp1-like (gene clp1). The transcript is spliced from 12 exons. Gene Ontology annotation, biological process: tRNA splicing, via endonucleolytic cleavage and ligation. Gene Ontology annotation, molecular function: polynucleotide 5'-hydroxyl-kinase activity. NCBI's taxonomy places the organism in Eukaryota, Metazoa, Echinodermata, Asteroidea, Valvatida, Asterinidae. Bases 377 to 1690 code for a protein of 437 amino acids. Gene Ontology annotation, cellular component: nucleus; mRNA cleavage factor complex. The record is from RefSeq and is a predicted model, not a curated record.